AUGCCCCCAAUCUGCCCCUCCUGCCUUACCGGCACCCUCCACACCACCGACCCCCUUGGCCACACACGCACCAUCCACGGUCUCGAUACCUACAUCGCCCAGCCCCCAAACAAAACCACUCCAAAAGGCCUCAUAAUAUUGAUCUCCGACGCCUUCGGCUGGACAAUUCCAAACAGCAGACUACUAGCUGACGCAUAUGCCCAAAAAGGAGGCUUUGAAGUCUGGGUGCCGGAUUUCAUGGAUGGAUACGCAAUGUCCCCUUCCGUUAUGACACGUAUGAAAGAGCUGAAAGCGCCACAACCGUGGCUCACGACAUUAUUCCUUAAACCUGUAUGGGCGGUCCAGACGCUCUACGCGACGGUGCUCUGGCUCUUUAAAACGCGGACUUCGGUGUGUAAACCGCGGAUUUUCAAUUUUAUCACCCAGAUCCGGAAGGAGGCGCCGCCGUUCGCGACGGACGAGCUGAAGAUCGGUGUCGCUGGAUUUUGCUGGGGAGGUAGGCAUGCGUUUCUGCUUGCUGCGGAUGAGGCAGCGUCCAGGGUGGAACGGUAUGGGAGUAGUACGGGGAAGCCGGAGGCGUUGAUUGAUUGUGCGUUUGUGGCGCAUCCGUCGAUGUUGGUGUUGCCGCGGGAGGUGGAGGAGGUGAGGGUGCCGAUGAGUGUGUGUGUUGGGGAGGAAGAUGCGAUGAUGACUCGGGAGCAGGUGGGGGAGAUGAAGAGGGUUUUGGAAGGGAAAGGGGAGAAUGAGGUUAUUACUAUUGAGGGGGCGGUACAUGGGUUUGCGGUUAGGAGCGAUCCGGGGGAUGGGUUUAUGGUUGAGUGUGCGGAGAUAGCUGAGAGGCAAGCGCUUGGGUGGUUUCAGAGGUGGAUGGGUUAG
Molecule: messenger RNA, 876 nt
Organism: Glarea lozoyensis ATCC 20868
Lineage: Eukaryota; Fungi; Ascomycota; Leotiomycetes; Helotiales; Helotiaceae
Product: alpha/beta-Hydrolase
Exons: 2
Coding region: 1-876 (291 amino acids)
Molecular function (GO): hydrolase activity
Source: RefSeq, a predicted model, not a curated record